GGCUCCGCCCCCGGGUAGGGACCUACACGGCGGGACCAGGACCCGGCGCGGCGCCGCGGCGGCGGCUCGGCCUGGCGGGGACCGGGCGCCCCUCCUCGCACCGGGACCGGCUGGGCUGUUCGUGCAGGGCUGGCUGCCCCGGGGUCUGAGUGUAGACACCCGUGCCAGGGCCCAGAGGACAGACCGGAUGGGCCUGGGUGCCCGAGAAGACAAGCCAGAGCCGCUGCCACCUGCCCAGAAGUCGGAACCGUGGCCAGCACAGCAGAUGCUGUGACCUCGGCGCACAGCUCACCCAGCGGGUAGCACGAAGCAAAGGAUUCCCAUUAGUCACCAGCUCCUUGGCCUUACAAAAGCCACACAGCUUCUCCCGGCCCGUUCUCUUCCCGGAAGCAGUGUUGCCUGGAACAGAGAGAAUUGGAAGCAGUCAUAUCUGAGGACCGGGCAGAGAUAACUCAGGAUGCCCCCCGGAAGGAACCACGCGCCUGCCCAUCAGAGCUGGUUGAAGACUGCCCCGGAAGGAUUCAGUCACAUGAAGUCCGCCUGGAUCCCCGUGGGCUGUGCCUGGAAAUGCAGCUGAGAAGAUGAAGGACAUUGGACAGCAGUUAUUCAGUUCACAGGUACUCGAUGGACAUAACUCUCUGACCAUGUCGCCUCGACAACCUCAUGCUAACAGAGCCACUCGGCCGGACAGACAAGAAGCUCAGGCGGCUUUGUAUCAAGGCUCCGAGGCCGAGGCCGCCGUGAUGACCUCGGCCAUGUGUGUGAAGUGCAAGACCAUUCACCAGGUCCCUCUUCGGGAUUUGAAAAAGGAGCCGGGGCAGAGCUACCAGGAGGACAGCUUCGUGUGCUUCCAGUGCAGCUUCGGCCUGGCUUCUCCCCACUUUCCCUUCGGGAGCAGCGAUCCCAGCGCGACCCACGUAGACUCCGCCGCCAGUCCCGGCAAUAACAAAUUCAAGGUAAGGAACUUUAAACCGGGCAAGUACUAUUGCGACAAGUGUCGCUUCUCCACGAAGGACCCUCUGCAGUAUAGGAAGCACAUGCUUCAGCACGAAGAGAUCAAGUUCAUCUGUUCUCACUGCAGCCACAUCUCCUACACGAAGGGGGAGUUCCAGAGGCACCUGGUGAAGCACACGGGCAUCUUCCCCUACCGGUGCGAGUACUGCGACUACGGCGCUAUCCGGAACGACUACAUCGUCAAGCACAGGAAGCGAGUCCACGAGAGGGCCGGCGGGAAGCGGCAGCCCAAGGCCGGGGCCAAGCUGGAGCCGAAAAGGACCAGCGUGUCAAGACAGAGCGCGGAGCUCUCCAAAGCCUCCGAGCCGGGCACCGCCCUGCCCAGCAGGCUGUCCGACCAGCUCUCCAGGUUCUCCCUCCAGACGAGCAAAGACCGGGUGCGCAGCAUCAUGCUCGUCCCCGAGCCGAAGGACCACCAGAAAGACGUGGUGUGCAUUCCGAACGGAGGGACCCUGUCGGAGCCGAGCGAGGUCAGCGUGUUAGAGAACAAGAGCGUGGAGGUGGAGGUGCUGUCCCCAGCCUCGGAGCCCGUGCAGCCCGGGAUGCCGCUGACUGUGGUGGCGCCAGCGGAGCUCGUGGUCCCCGCCAACUGCUUGGCCCAGCUGAUCGACGUGAAGGUCGUCAACGGGACCCAGCAGCUCGUUCUGAAACUGUUCCCUUUGGAAGAAAAUAACGGCCUAGAAGCUGGCGGGGGUGACGGAGGUCAUGCUGAACGUAGGACUAAAGAGAAGGGUUCGGAUGAACGAGGGAAAAGGCUCCCUGCGGAACCAACCAAGGCACUGACGACGGAAGGGGCUGCUGGAGAACCGGGCGGCCUUGAUGGCCUUCAGUCAGCUCAGAAGCAAGUUAAGAAUGUGAAAUGGUCUUACGACGUGUUCAUGUCAGAUCCUAGUGUGCACCCCUGUGGAGAACCCCUUCUCAAGCCCGCUAGAGUUGAGGAUUUGCAGAGAAAGAGUCAUAUGUAUCCACACACAACUGCCCUUCCUCCCGUUGCCUUAGAAGGUCACUCUCCAUCCUCUAUAGCGAAAAACAGUGUUCUGUGUGGCCUUGGCACUGCCCCCAAUCCUUUCCCAUAUAAAGCUGCUGUUUCUUUUACUGAAGACGGGAGCCAUUUGCACAGGGACCCCCAGAAGCUCCUUCCUCUGGCUGCAUCACCCACAGCCAUUUCCUUCUCUGGAGAAAGGGGAUUUUUGCCCGUCAGUAAAAAUGACUUGGAAUCUAGAAGCGAGAUCAGUAUUCCUGUGAGAAUGGUUCCCUCUUCUAGGAAGCUGAAAGACAACCAGACAGAGGACUCUAAGGCAGUUUCAAAUGCAGGCCAGAUUUCCUCUCAUCGUAAAAGUGAAUAUUUACACAUAAACAUAACAGGAGAAGACAGGAUCAGAUCUCAGCAGCCUGGGGAUAAGCUUUUGGAGAUAAAGAAAUCUGAAAGGACUAAUGACUCUUUCAGUGGCCCAGUCAUUUCAUCAGUAUUUUCUCUGAGCUCCGGGUCUGAAGACGUCCCUGAGGGCGUUAAGUGGAACCACUCAACAUCCAAAAUAAAGUCAAUGGAACUCCUGCGCAGAAGGAUCGCUCAGUUAAUCGAAUCCUGUGGCAGGCCUCCCUCUCUGGCUGCCAGUAAUGCACACCGUCGUUCCAUAGGGCAAGCAUCAAAGGGAAUUUCCAAAGCUAGUCCUGAAGGUAUUCAAGAAAUUAACGUGGCAUUUACUGGCCCUGGCUAUGCCACACACACACUCUCCAAACCUCAGGACCAUAGUGGUGUUAGUAGACAGCUUACCCGUCAGCACAUAUAUCCACAGUUUGUAGAAGGCGGCAGUGGGAAAACCGAAAGCCAAGUCGCUAGGAAGGCUCAUGUUGCGACUCCAGUGUUGAUCCCCAAAGGAGCCGUGUUGAGGGUUCUUAAUUCCUCUGAGGACGCCCACAUUAUAGAGGCUACAUGCGAAGCCCCCGUCAGCAUCCCGUACAGUGAGACACAGUUAAAACCCAUUCCGUUCUGCCCCGUGAAGCAGACGGAUUCAGACUUACAGCCUUCAACAAGCGAAAGUGGACCAAUAGAAAUGUCCCAUAACCUCGACACAUCUCUCAGGCCUAAACCAAGGAAGGAGAGUGCUGCCGGGAGCACCAUCCUGAAAAAAGCUGGCCCCAUGCAUGGUCCGCCCGGAAGCAGAGAGUUGAGUAAGCAAGGAAAAGUGCCCUGGAGAAGUCUUCCUGUCAAUAAAAAUAAAACCAAGCAAGUACAUUCAUCCAAGAAGAAAAGCAAAAUGCAGGCCGACCCUGGCCUCAGUCUCAAGGAUCCUUCAAUUUUCCAGGUUGCAAGACAGCUUCGACUGAUAGCCGUGAAACCGGACCAGCUGAUUAAAUGCCCCCGUCGGAACCAGCCCGUCAUUGUGCUGAACCAUCCUGACGUUGACUCACCGGAAGUGACCAAUGUGAUGAAGGUAAUAAACAAGUACAAAGGCAAUGUCCUCAAGGUCGUCUUAUCGGAGAGGACCAGGUGUCAGUUAGGCAUCAGACGGCAUCACGUUCGGCUGACCUACCAGAACGUGGAGGAAGCCAAUCAAAUCAAAAGGCAAAUGAUGUUGAAAAUGAAACUUAAAAAAGUCCACAAAAACAACUACCAGGUGGUGGAUUCCUUACCUGAUGACUCACAGUGUACAUUUAAGUGCUGGUUUUGCGGACGGCUGUACGAAGACCAGGAAGAGUGGAUGAGUCACGGCCAACGGCAUUUGAUAGAAGCAACUAGAGAUUGGGAUGUUCUUUCUUCCAAGGGCAAAUAAGUGAAAAAUUGGUGUUUGAAGCAAAUUUUUUUUUUUUUUUUUUUUUUUUUUUUUUGUUUAUUCUGGUUAGGAUUGGAUUUGUUGUUUUUCCCAUCCCUGACUCAGUAGGAGAAAUAGAGAUUAUAGGAAUGGAAGGUCCUAUAAUAGAAAUUAUAGGACCGUUCAUUGUUCAGAUCCCUUGUAGGAAUGUUGAGAACCAGGUGACUGGUUUCUCCUAAUGUAUGUAUGACUGGAAUUCGGAAGGCAUUUGAAAGAGUACGCACAAAUUUAUGUACAUGCAUUUUUUCUGGAGAGAAGUGAAACUUGCACCAAAUUUUCAGUGGGAUCUGAGACCUUUCUGUUUAGCAGCCCAGUUUCUGAGUGGAGACAAGCCUCUUGUCAUCCAGGGAGAGGGUGAAUUUAGAGUGUGUUACACAUGCUCAUAUUCCAGAAUGCUACUGAUCAGUUAAACCCAUGGUGGUGUGCUUAUCCACUUUAUCUUUGCAUUAACUUGUCUCCUGAAUAUUUGGUACAUAACGGAAAUUAUAUUUUCUACUGUUAUCUUAAAUUUGGUUACAGAAAAGUAGCCAUUCUUUUAAAUCCCUCCCCCCCCCCCCCAUCAUCCUCAUAAGAGUUCUUUACAGCACAGAACUGUGCUUUUUGGGACUGUUUGAAAGAAUGAUUGUCAAGUUUUGCCUGAAUUUGCUCCUUCCACAGUGUGUGUUAGGGGAGAAAGGAAACAUUUUCAAGCUUUUGCAUUCUUUUUUGAACAUCUCAACUUAGGACAAUUAUAGAGGGAAUGUGCCUUUUUGCAAAAUAAAAUAGAAAUGGUCACAAAGGGGAAAUAUCUCAAAUUAAGUCUUUUGUUUGUCCUUACCCCUCUCAUGAGCAAAGUAGCCGGUUAAAAAUGUAGCUAGGCGGGCCUCUUACAGCAUAGAUCACACCUGGGAAGAUAAUGCAAGGUCAGAUUGUGGAGGCAGCUGUGACUUUAAGAUGACUGAGAACUAACUCUUUCACUUGGGAACUAACUCUCCAUCCAUCACACAGGGCUCACAGACACUGCCUUCCACCCCAGGCUGCAGCCUUCUCUCCUUUGCCAUUUCUCUUACUCCACAGGGGCCUGUUCAGACAACUCCCCACUCACCGCCCAUCCCUUUGCUUUUGUGCCUUUGAGGCCCCUUAAAAGCUGACCCUCGUGAAAAUACUAAAAAUGGGCAUGAAUCAACAAAAUGCAAGUGUCCCAUCAUCUUUGUUAAGAUUAUAGGAAUGCUAUCCCGGGUCUUCAUUGACAGGAACAGUGUGCUUCUAACUGACCGUUACCAUGGUCAUGCUUUCCCCAUUGCUCCCCUCUCCAUCGCCAGGUGUCAAGACCGGUGCUGAGCUGACAGCACCUUCGUGGGCAUCAGAAACAGCCCGCCCUCUGCCGCUGGGGCUUCUUGGGCAAUACUCAGUUGGCAGAUGAAGCUUGAACUGCAUCUUAACCCUUCCUUGCCCACUCCGCUGGGCCCCAGCCAUCCUGCAGACGGCGAAUGGCUCAGACACACGGCAGCCCGGCCCUUCAGUGGUUCUCCCGGUAGGCAUUCAGGCCGGUGCUGCAGGGAAUGCCACUGGGGCUGUCGCAGGUGAAGAUGCGAGAGAGAUUCCUGAUGAUUGGGUAGUCAGAUGAAUAUUUCUUUUUCCCCACAGGGAAAGUCUUAGAUUACCUCUGAUUGGGGGGUGGAGGGGGUAUUGCAGUUCUUCUGUGUCAUUGUUUCUCAUGACAGUAGUUAACAUGUCUUAUAUGUAAUUUGGGACAUGAUCCCUGAGUUUGUUCAUUGGUUAAUUUUUGUUGAAAUUUGGAUUGUUUAUGUGUAUAUAUAUGUGUAUGUACACAUAUCAGUAUUUUUUACCAUAUGAAAACUAAUGACUAAUUUUCUGAUUUCCUAUUUUAUAAUGAAAUUAGGUGGUUUGGAAAAAUAUAAAAUGUUUUAUAUUCUAGAAAUAACUUAUUUUGGAAGUACCUUUUGAUAAUGGUCUGAUCACACUCAGAGCAAUGGAAGCACAGUGGAGAGUGGGUCGGAUUCGUGGGAACAAACGAAGUGGCACCCCGGCGACCAUUCCAUCACAGGCCUCGGUCCGCGCAUUUCCAGUCGGGGCGUUGAGCAGCGGAGCUGCCUGCCUCGCUGCGUGCAGAGACCAGGCGCAGGUUUGCCCGUGCGUGGGUCCAAGCCCCUCCGCCGUGAAAGGAGCCUCCCGAGGCACUCAAAGAAGAGAAGGCUGCGAUUCUUCCUCCUCCUAUACCUCACUACACAGUCGCGUCUUUCUGGAAGCGCAGACUGGCCUUUCGGGAGAGAGAGCCAUGAAUUGGGUCAGUGUUAAGUGUCAACAUGAAGUAUUCACACUUUGCAGCAUCAGCCCUUUGGCAAGUAUUACCUAAAGCAGCUUACACCCCUGUACAGAGCUCCCUUCCGUGAGGGGGUUCAGAAUCAGAAAGGCUCCUGGGAGUCGUAAAAAGUGAGGCCGAAAGGCUGGCUGUCCUCCCCAUGUGAAGAGCCUGAGGAAGUAGCUCGUUAGUGUGUAGGUAAGUGUCAUGAAAUGCACUGUCCUGUCAUUUCUAACGAGAUUGGAGCAGGGAGCAGAACUGGGCUGAGGAUUUGUGUGCUCUUUCUUGCCAUGAUUUUGAAGGACCUUUCACGAAACUUGACUCAUAGUACUUACCAAGGACAUCAUUUUACCCUUCUUGUUAACCCAUUUUCUUUUGGGGGGCAGAGAUGAGAUGAUCUUAUAUUUAUGAUAUGACAGAGAAAGUUGUUCGUUUUUUCUAAUGACUUCAUAGAUUCUAUUUUACUCACAUUCCCACCCCACCCCCCCCAGCCCCAAACAAUGUUGUGAGCCCCUGUUCUGGGCCAGGUGCUGUUGAACUAAAUGGAACGCAAUGUAUUACCCCUCGAAAGCCCCUGCCUCCUGCUCUGGGACCCCCUGUAGAAGCCGUCCCCAGACGUGAAGGGGUGACGCUGCCCUGCCUGUCGAAGACGGCGUGAACCUGUGAGCAUCAACGUGAGAAAAAAGAAAACCUUGCCUAGCCCGUUCCAAGCACCUAGAGGUUCUGUGUUCACAGUGUGUGCUGCUGCGCUUCGGAAACGUUUAUAUAGAGAUUUAGAAGUUGGAGUAAAUUUUGUUAAAUAAAGCAACUGUCAACAUU
Pipistrellus kuhlii (Kuhl's pipistrelle) is the source of this 6948-nucleotide messenger RNA. It is a transcript of the gene ZNF518B, whose product is annotated as zinc finger protein 518B. The record is from RefSeq and is a predicted model, not a curated record. The transcript is spliced from 3 exons. Gene Ontology annotation, biological process: regulation of DNA-templated transcription. Gene Ontology annotation, molecular function: RNA polymerase II cis-regulatory region sequence-specific DNA binding; DNA-binding transcription factor activity, RNA polymerase II-specific. The coding region runs from base 582 to 3788 and encodes 1068 amino acids. NCBI's taxonomy places the organism in Eukaryota, Metazoa, Chordata, Mammalia, Chiroptera, Vespertilionidae.